CGCUCAGAUAUACUGAGUGAGCCCCGAGAAGCAGUCUCAGAUCCUGACGGUGCAGCAGCCCGCAGCCUCAGCCAGGGAGUCCCAGCCGCUUUCAAUGGAGGAGAAGCCCGGCCAGCCACAGCCUCAGCACCAUCACAGCCACCACCAUCCGCACCAUCACCCCCAGCAGCAGCAGCAGCAGCAGCAGCAGCAGCCGCACCACCACCACCAUUAUUAUUUCUACAACCACAGCCACAACCACCAUCACCACCAUCAUCACCAGCAGCCUCACCAAUACCUGCAGCAUGGAGCCGAGGGCAGCCCCAAGGCCCAGCCGAAGGCGCUGAAACAUGAGCAGAAACACGCCCUCCAGCAGCACCAGGAAACGCCGAAGAAGAAAACAGGCUAUGGUGAACUGAACGGUAAUGCUGGAGAAAGAGAAAUAUCUUUAAAGAGCCUGGGUUCUGAUGAAGCUACCAGCCCUAUUUCCAGGGUCCUCAAUGGCAACCAACAAAUUGUAGACACUAAUCUGAAGCAGACUGUAAAGGCCAGCACCUUUGGGAAAGCAGGAAUUAAAACCAGGAAUUUCAUGCAGAAAAACAGUAUGGACAAAAAGAAUGGGAAAUCUUAUGAAAAUAAAUCUGGAGAGAACCAGUCUGUAGACAAGACUGAUACAGUAGCAAUUCCAAAUGGUGUUGUAACAAAUAAUUCUGGCUAUAUUACUAAUGGUUAUAUGGGCAAAGGAGCAGAUAACGAUGGUAGUGGAUCUGAGAGCGGAUAUACCACUCCUAAAAAAAGGAAAGCUAGGCGCAAUAGUGCCAAGGGUUGUGAAAACCUUAAUUUAGUUCAGGACAAAAUAAUGCAACAAGAGACCAGUGUCCCAACCUUAAAACAGGGACUUGAAACUUUCAAGCCUGACUACAGUGAACAAAAGGGAAAUCGAGUAGAUGGUUCGAAGCCCAUUUGGAAGUAUGAAACUGGGCCUGGAGGAACAAAUCGAGGAAAACCUGCUGUGGGUGAUGUGCUCCGGAAAAGUUCUGAUAUUAAACCUGGUGUGAGCAGCAAAAAGUUUGAUGAUCGGCCCAAAGGAAAGCAUGCUUCUGCUGUUACCUCCAAAGAGGACUCGUGGACCCUAUUUAAACCACCCCCCGUUUUUCCAGUGGACAAUAGCAGCGCUAAAAUAGUUCCUAAAAUAAGUUAUGCAAGCAAAGUUAAGGAAAACCUCAACAAAACUGUACAGAAUUCUUCUGUGUCGCCAUCUUCAUCUUCAUCUUCUUCGUCAUCUACUGGGGAAACUCAGACCCAAUCUUCAAGUCGGUUAUCCCAGGUCCCUAUGUCAGCGCUGAAAUCUGUUACUUCGGCCAACUUUUCUAAUGGGCCUGUUUUAGCAGGAACUGAUGCAAGUGUGUAUUCUCCUGGGGGUCAGCCACUGCUGACUACUGCUGCUAAUACUCUAACACCCAUCUCUUCUGGGACUGAUUCAGUUCUCCAGGACAUGAGUCUGACUUCAGCAGCUGUUGAACAAAUUAAAUCAAGCCUUUUUAUCUAUCCUUCAAAUAUGCAAACUGUGCUGUUGAGCACAGCACAAGUGGAUCUGCCCUCUCAAACAGAUCAGCAAAACCUGGGGGAUAUCUUCCAGAAUCAGUGGGGUUUAUCAUUUAUAAAUGAGCCCAGUGCUGGCCCUGAGACUGUUAUUGGGAAGUCAUCAGAUCAUAAAGUGAUGGAGGUGACAUUUCAAGGGGAAUAUCCUGCCACUUUGGUUUCACAGGGUGCUGAAAUAAUCCCCUCAGGAACUGAGCAUCCUGUGUUUCCCAAGGCUUAUGAGCUGGAAAAACGGACUAGUCCUCAAGUUCUGGGUAGCAUUCUAAAAUCUGGGACUACUAGUGAGAGUGGAGCCUUAUCCUUGGAACCCAGUCAUAUAGGUGACCUGCAAAAAGCAGACACCAGUAGUCAAGGUGCUUUAGUGUUUCUCUCCAAGGACUACGAGAUAGAAAAUCAAAAUCCUCUGGCGUCUCCUACGAACACUUUGUUAGGCUCCGCCAAAGAACAGAGAUACCAGAGAGGCCUAGAAAGAAAUGAUAGCUGGGGUUCUUUUGACCUGAGGGCUGCUAUUGUAUAUCACACUAAAGAAAUGGAAUCUGUUUGGAAUUUGCAGAAGCAAGAUCCCAAAAGGAUAAUCACUUACAAUGAAGCCAUGGAUAGUCCAGAUCAAUGAAGGACCAGACUGCCUAUUUGUAACCUUUCUGCAGCAUUAGAGCCACCGUUCAUGGGGGACACAAGGCUUUUAUGCUCCUAGAUCUUCAACGCAGCAGAGGAACCAUAAGUAGAAUCACAGGAUAAUAUAUACAAAUAUAUAUAUAUACAUAUAUAUAUAUAGUUAUUUAAAAAAAAAAAAGGCAACUGAAAGUAAUUAGACUUCUUAAGGAAUCAAAUUUAUUUCAAGAGACUACACAAGGUUAUUUAAUCUCCGGUACUGAAUAGUUUUUUUUUUUUUCUUUUGUUAGUUUUUGUUUUUAAGUGUGAAUGCAAGUGAUUAAUGAAUACAGACUUAUUAACAAGCGUGGUUCUAAAGUUCCUGCUGUCAUCAACUUGGGCAACAAAUGACCCACUGGAAAGGCAAAUCCACUUAAAAGAUCUCUGUAUCUUGUUCUGUGACUAAAGUGAUACACUAAUCACGGGGAACCCAGAAUGAUUCACCAUUUUCCCCCACUCCUCCCUUGAUCUUUUGGUUAUACUUUGAGCCCUGCGAGAAUGCUGGAUAAAAAUGCCUUGAAGUUUGCAGGGGGUGUAUUUUUUUUUUCUUUUCUUUUUUUUUUUUUUAGCGAAUAUGAUUUGCAUGUCUUGCCAGGAGUUGAACAGCCUCUAUGGGGGUGUUGGGGAAAUAUUUUCUUUUCCUUUUAUUUUUUGUGGGGUGGGAAUAGGGGAGGGCAUUGAAGUUCUGUAAUUCUGGAAUAGUUGGUGGUACAUAGUUCACUUGGCUUUGGUUACAUAUUGGACUUCAACAAGUGAAGAACCCAUGAGUGUCAUUUAAGGAAAAGUUACAGAGCAAACAAUUGGCUUUAGAUAUUUAAUACGAGAAAAUAUUCCUUUGCCCAUAUUUUACUGUAAUUGUGUAAGUGGGAGCAAAAAUACAUUCUGCUUUUCAACUGUAGGUGCUCCAGACUUGCUCUCUGUCACUAACACUAAAUGUGCUGUUUUCCUUGUUUUUCAUUGAACAUCUAAAGAGAAACUUCUGUACCUUUCUGUAAAUUCUUUUAAUUUCUCAGAAAUAUCUAAAAGGGGAAGAAAAAUUUCCAUGAAAAUUAUAAAACUUUUCAUGUUUUUAGCCAGUGAGGAGGUAAUAAACCCUGCCUAUAGAAGGUGUUUUCAUGCAAACUAUACUUCUGAGCUUAUUAGCUUCUAAUUAUAUCUUAAUAAAUAUAUUUUAUUACUAGAGCAAAAUGGGUUUUUUAAGGAAAAUAAUGUGAAAUUCUGGAAAUUUUCUUUUGGGCAGAGAAGAGCAUUAGCCCUGUCUUAUCAUCACAUUGCCAUCCUGUUGCACUGCAGCUUGUAUAUAGCAUGCUAAAAUAAAUUUUUUUGUGUGUGUGCAGAAACUAAGGGUCCAAUUUAAGAUUGGGUGAUGUUAGUGGCAUAAAAACAAGUUCUCUGGCCUGACAUAGCAUCACAUUACACACACACAUACACACACACAGAAAUUAGUAUAUCCAUGUAUGUCAAAUACAGGUUAAAAUAGCAGGGCAUUUAUAUAGAGAGGCGUAGUCUUCUAAUAAAAGUAGACUGGAUCCCCUGGGGCAUUUGGGGGGAGAAGGUACCUACUUUUGCUCAAACUCUUUGCUUAAGAAAUGUCCAGUUUUGAGCGACUGUAGUAUGGAUGAGUUUUCUUGUUUUGUUGAUUAUUUGAGACUUUUAACAAGUAGUUUGUGGAAGAAGCUGUUGGGCUCAACAUAGAGUAGAGAAAAUAUCUUUAGUCUGGAUUUCUGCCCUGCUUAGAUUUUUAAAAGUAUAAGCAUGGAUUGCCAAUUCCACUUGAUGUAAACAAAACUUUUUAUACAUAAUAUAUAUAUAAUAACUUAUUGUAUCAGUCCAGGUUCAGAAACUUGUGGUAGGCCAGUUCCAGAUAGUUUCAUUUCACCUGUAAACUGUAUCACUUUUACUGAUAUUGUAAUUUUCAAAUGUAUAAUAUGUUUACAGAUGUGCCCUGCAUUUAGUCUGCCUUGUUCCUAUUUUGAUUUUUGUUGAGUCUCCUGCCUGCUUGCCAAAAGCUAGGAUGCUUCAGGCCCAUGUACAAUUGAAAGCAGAGGCAUCCUUGAGCUUUAAAGCAUUGAACAAACUGGAAAUUGCAACAUACCACAUACUGAAGUGAAAGAAGUCUGUGUUUUUGUGUUUUUUUUUUUAAAUAAAAAUUUUCAAAAAGUUAAAAAAAAGAUAUAAGGUUGAUUAAAGGACAAAAAGGCUCCAGUUUGUUUUAUAGGUUUUAAAGUUCUGCUGUGUGUUCAAUUGCCUUGUGUAACCACUUGUCACCUUAGGGCCAGAUUCCCCCUGCACCUCCCCCCUUCUUUUUUAAAUGUCCAUUUUGCUUGCCUGGAAUUUAAAAGCUCUUCUGUCUCACAACUCACAAGAAACUUUCUGGGUUUGUGACAUAGAGGUUGAAUGAAUAUAUAUAUUUAAAAAG
Messenger RNA from Lutra lutra (Eurasian river otter), 4651 nucleotides. It is a transcript of the gene NUFIP2, whose product is annotated as nuclear FMR1 interacting protein 2. The record is from RefSeq and is a predicted model, not a curated record. The coding region runs from base 95 to 2194 and encodes 699 amino acids. Gene Ontology annotation, cellular component: cytoplasmic stress granule; nucleoplasm. Gene Ontology annotation, molecular function: RNA binding. The transcript has 4 exons. Lineage: Eukaryota; Metazoa; Chordata; Mammalia; Carnivora; Mustelidae.